UGUGUUUACCUUGGUGUUUUGAGUGUUGUGUUUUAAACAUGAUCACUCUGUUAAUAAUUGUAAAUAUGUUCUAAAUCUAGAUAAAACAAACAUAUAUCAAUGAUCCGAACUAACAACAAUUACAAUACUUACUUCUGACUAAGAGAAGAAUACAUAAAAAAGAUUUUAACCAAAAUAUAAGCAGUUUAAUUAAGCAUAAAAAUGAGUAGAAAACCUAUUUCAUUUGGCAAAAUCACGCUCAAUUUUCAGAAAGAAUCCAAUGAGCCCACUUCAUCAUCAGAAGGAUUUGGCACAUUCGGUCGCACUGGCACUCCCAUUCAAGAACAGAAAGAAAUUGAAGAGAUCGCCGAAGAUCUAGAAAAUCAACAUGUUCAACAAGUCAUGGGUAUUAAAAACUUCGGAAAGAAAGCAAAAAAUUUUGACCUGGAAGCUAUGGUCAAUGAAGCCAGGAAAAAUGCACAAGAAGCCAAUAAAAAGAGGUUAGAAGAGGAAGCUGCGAAGCAAUCAGAAACACAAGAUGACGAAGAUGAUGAUGAAGAUGUAAUAGGACCCUUACCUCCACCAAGUAAAGAUCAAGAAGAAGAAAUAGGUCCCUCCUGCCCAACAAAACUGUCAGGAAAUAGUAAGGUUGAUAAAUCAAAGGAGUCCAAAAGUGAUACAGAUGAAGAUAGUUAUGAUGAACUAAGUGGAUCAGAUGAUGAGGAACUGACAUUGGAAAAAAGAAUACCAAAUACACAUGAGGUUCAAAUGCAGCAUGGCACUAAGGCUGUUGUGGCUCUCUCAGUGGAUCCGUCUGGGGCACGGUUGGCAACUGGGUCUAUUGACUAUGAAGUUUCAUUUUGGGAUUUUGCUGGUAUGGACGCUUCAUUGCGUUCAUUCCGCACUUUGCAGCCAUGCGAGAACCAUCCAAUAAAGACGCUUCAGUACUCCACGACCGGAGACUCCAUUCUUGUAGUCAGCGGCUCAGCACAGGCUAAAGUACUGGAUAGGGACGGGUUCGAAGUCCUGGAGUGCGUGAAGGGCGAUCAGUACAUUGCUGAUAUGGCUAAGACCAAAGGUCACACUGCAUCUCUGAACAGUGGUUGUUGGCACCCCCAUAUCAGGGAAGAGUUCAUGACUUGCGCACAAGACGGUACCAUGCGCUUAUGGCUCACAGACAACCCAAAGCAGCACAAAGCGGUGAUAAAACCCCGUCAACAUGGGGGUUUGAAGACCAACCCAACCGCCUGUGCUUUCUCAAGAGACGGCAACACAGUAGCCUGCGGAUGCUUCGACGGCUCCAUUCAAAUGUGGGACCAUAGAAAAAACUAUGUGAACACAUCAGCCAUAUUGAGAGACGCUCAUCAGAAACAGACGGAAAUCUGCAGCAUAGCAUACUCCUAUCUGGGAUCGUAUUUAGCCAGCAGAGGCAACGAUGACACCCUCAAACUUUGGGACCUGAGAAGCUUCAAGAAACCGGUCCAUGUUUUCAGCAAUCUGUUCUCGAGAUACGAGCAGACAGACUGCUCUUUCAGUCCUGAUGAUACGAUGGUUUUCACAGGAGUAUCGCUAGAAAGAGGAGAGGAGAUUGGACGGCUACUGUUCUAUAAUACGAAGACGUUUGAAACGGUAACACAGUUAGAAGUGGCUAAAUCUCAUGUGAUAAAAGCUGUGUGGCACGCGAAGUUGAAUCAGAUGUUUGUUGGCUGCGGGAAUGGUGUAGUGAAAUGUUACUAUGAUCAGAAGAGAAGCUUGAGGGGUGCUAAAUUGUGCGUGGUGAAAACACAUAGGAAGAAGCACUCAGUGGAAGUUAUGAGUUCGCAACAGAUCAUAACGCCGCACGCUUUACCUUUGUUCAGACAAGAGAAAUUGAGAACUAGCAAGAAGAAAAUGGAGAAAGACAGACUGGAUCCCCUCAAGUCUAGGAGACCAGAUUUGCCUAUCACUUCGGGGCAAGGCGGAAGAGUUGCGGCAUCAGGAAGCACAUUGAGCUCUUUCGUCAUCAGAAACUUGGGGCUCAGCAAGAGGGUGGAUGACGAACAGGACCCGAGAGAGGCCAUCUUGAAGUACGCGAAGGAUGCGGAAGAGAAUCCAUUCUGGGUGGCGCCGGCUUAUAAGAAGACGCAACCCAAACCGAUAUUUAUCAACGAUGAGGCCGAAGAGGGGCCUUCUGACGCUAAGAAACAAAAAACUGAAUGAAUUGUACUUUUCAUGUAUAGUACUUAUAUUAAUUUAUUGUAUAAAUGGUGUACAGAUCA
Messenger RNA from Chilo suppressalis (striped riceborer), 2237 nucleotides. NCBI's taxonomy places the organism in Eukaryota, Metazoa, Arthropoda, Insecta, Lepidoptera, Crambidae. The record is from the annotation of a GenBank genome assembly.